UCAUUUGAACCGAAAUCCAUAGUUCAACGAUAACCACCUUUAUCGACUCAUAAGCUUGUUUUGUCGAUACAUAUUUAUGUACCAGGAAUGUACACAAACACUUUACUAAAUUAUUGUACUACGUUAUUAAUUUAUUUAGUGAUUGAUGGUUCGUACUAAUAUUUAAUUAAUAAGUAACAAUAUGUUCAAACACGUACAAGGCUUUGUAAAGAGUGGGUGUAUAAUUUAAAUGUUCUACAUUGUCUUCUCACCAUCACUUUGUUGUUAACGAAACGAUGGAGAAUAAGGUGCAUAAUGUGGUGGACUCUUUAAGACCAUUACUUAUAACUGAGAAUCUAUUCGGAAUAUUUCGAUUUAGCUCCGCAAAUGGAACAUUGACAGCACCACCAAGAGUGACUAAACUCUACACUAUAUGUGUGUUUUUUAUUACAAUAACAUCUUAUACAUAUCAGAUGGUAAAGCUUACUCAAACACCAUUUACAUGGAAUGGAGUGAAGUUUGAAUUUUUAAACGCCACCCCCUCUAUAUUUAUGACAAGUCAGUUUAUUACUUCUUUAAUUGUUCCGUUUCUAUUUUCAAAACAAAAUAUUAUAUUCAUAAAAACCAUAUCUGAAAUUGAUUCUUUACUGGGUAUUUAUGAAGAGUUUUAUUCUAAAUGUAAACGUAAAACUAUCAUUAAAAUCUCUACGCUUGUCAUUUCUUUUAGCUUAAGUACAACGUACGAGCUUUAUGUCAACCAAGAGAUGUCAAUUAUGAUCUUGUGCAUGACAGUCAUUGCGUUUGGGCAGAAGUUACAAGUGGUAUUCUUCUCCAUCUACAUUAAUAUGAUAACAGAGAGAAUAAAUGUAUUGAAUAAUCAUUUACGAAAUUUCACCCCUAACGAAAACGGCAUAGUUAUAAAGAAGACUUCAGAAUUGUAUUACAUUGGUUGUAAAGUUGAAAACUUGUCAAUAAAAUCAUUAUCCAUCGCUUACAGUUUGAUGUCGAAUAUGAUAGUAACGAUUAACAAAAUUUUCGAAAUCAACAUUUUCCAAACGCUGAUUUCAACAUUUUUUUACGUAAUCAUUGCUUUAUGGACAUAUAUUUAUUACUAUCGAAUGUUAAAGGAUUCGACAUUUUUCGUAAGUAACCUAAUUUGGUGUAUUGGCGAACUAUUUUUUCUUGCCCUCAUAUGCUACGUCUGCGAGAAAGUUCUCACCAAACGAAAUGAGACAAAGGUUCUUGUAAAUGAAAUUGUUAUGAAUUACAACUUCUCUGGCAACGCUAGGGGCCAAGCUAAAACCUUACUUGAAGUAGCGAGUGCUUGUAAUUGGAAUAUAAUCACUUAUGGAAUGUUUGAAAUGAACAUUAGGCUCUUACUUAAGUUUGUUGGUGUUGCCACUACUUAUUUAAUAUUUCUUUGCCAAGUGUCGCAUUUUGUUUAGUAUUUUAGAUAUAAAAUAUGUUCUUUCUGGUUAGUAAGUAAUGUCGUAUAAUUAAGUCAUAGUAAGACUUAAAUUCCUAAUUUCUGCUGCUUCUUGCUUUUACUGAGUAGCUUAAUCAUUGAUCUUUACAUGUACUUACUUAUUAUAUAUGGACAACUUGUAUUACUAACAUAUUAUUCGUAUAUACAUUUGUUAAGUUACAUGCGUGUGUAUUAUGUAAUUGUAGCACAUUUUGGCUUGAAAUUGGUAAUUAAAUGUAUUGAACCAUAA
This is a messenger RNA of Pieris napi, 1694 nucleotides long. RefSeq lists its product as uncharacterized. Gene Ontology annotation, cellular component: membrane. The record is from RefSeq and is a predicted model, not a curated record. The transcript has a single exon. Gene Ontology annotation, biological process: sensory perception of taste. NCBI's taxonomy places the organism in Eukaryota, Metazoa, Arthropoda, Insecta, Lepidoptera, Pieridae. Bases 276 to 1424 code for a protein of 382 amino acids.